This is a messenger RNA of Naegleria lovaniensis, 567 nucleotides long. RefSeq lists its product as uncharacterized. The coding region runs from base 1 to 567 and encodes 188 amino acids. The transcript is spliced from 2 exons. The record is from RefSeq and is a predicted model, not a curated record. Lineage: Eukaryota; Heterolobosea; Eutetramitea; Acrasida; Naegleriidae. Gene Ontology annotation, biological process: peptidyl-glutamate ADP-deribosylation.
AUGUGUCAUAUGGAAAUCAUUGAAGGAGGUGAUUUAUUCAGCUAUUUGGAUUCCACAGUGAGGGGCGAGUCUUCCAUGAGCAAUCAUUCUCAUCAUCAUCAUCGGGUGAGGAGUAUGUGUCAUUGUGUGAGUGUGGAUUUAAAUAUGGGAGCAGGAAUUGCUACCAUAUUUAAAAGACGAUUUGGUCGAGUUCAAGAAUUAAAAGAUCAACAAGCACAAAUAGGACAAGUGGCAACUCUGUAUUUGCAUGAUGAAAAUAUGUAUAUUUAUUAUCUAGUUACAAAGGAAAGAUAUUUCCAUGUACCAACCUAUGACUCACUCAAAUCAAGUCUUGAGGCGAUGAAGACACACCUAUCACAACAUAAUGUCACUGAACUUGCCAUGCCCUUACUUGGAUGUGGACUUGAUCAGUUAGAAUGGGACAAGGUACAACCAAUGAUUAUGGAAUUAUUUAGUGACAUGCCUCAAUUGAAAAUUAUUGUUUACAAAUGGGAGAAGGGAAAUGAGGAAAUUAAAAAGAAUGCAAAGAAGAGUAACAGAAAAAUGAAUGACAAUACUAUAGAGUAG